This is a messenger RNA of Pelodiscus sinensis (Chinese soft-shelled turtle), 969 nucleotides long. Its product is annotated as olfactory receptor 5F1-like. The record is from RefSeq and is a predicted model, not a curated record. Lineage: Eukaryota; Metazoa; Chordata; Testudines; Trionychidae. Gene Ontology annotation, biological process: G protein-coupled receptor signaling pathway. Gene Ontology annotation, molecular function: olfactory receptor activity; G protein-coupled receptor activity. Gene Ontology annotation, cellular component: membrane.
UCUGCCCCAGCGCAGAAUAGAAUGGCUGGCGACAACCACACGGCAGUGUCAGAAUUCAUCCUCCUGGCAUUCGCUGACUCGCCAGCGCUGCUGGUUCCCAUCUUUACACUCUUCCUCGCGAUCUACAGUGUCACCAUGUUGGGGAAUCUCGGGAUGAUCACGUUAAUCAGCCUUGACCCGCAGCUCCACACCCCCAUGUACUUUUUCCUCAGCAACUUGGCUUUUGUGGAUUUCUGCUGCUCCUCUAUGAUCGCUCCCAAAGCUAUGGAGACCUUCCUUGUGGAGAGCAAAGCCAUUUCUUUUGCUGGAUGCCUAGUGCAGUUUUAUGUCUUUAUAGCUGUGGUUUCUGCUGAAUGCCUACUCUUGGCGAUAAUGGCCUAUGACCGUUAUGUGGCCAUUUGCAAUCCCUUGCUCUACACAACUGUCAUGUCCCGAGGACUUUGUCUCAGGAUGGCUGCCGGGGCAUAUACCCUGUGCUUACUGAACUCCACGAUGCACAUCACCUUCAUAAGUCGUUUAUCUUUCUGCCACUCCAACGUCAUCAAUCACUUUUUCUGUGAUAUCCCCUCGCUCUUCAAGCUCUCCUGCUCUGACACCCUCCUCAAUGAAAUGCUCAUUUUCAUUACCGCCGGAGGAAAAGCACUGAGUUCCAUCCUGAUCAUUCUCGCUUCCUACACGUACAUCCUCUCUGCCAUCCUGAGGAUCCCCUCCAGCCAGGGCAGAUACAAAGCCUUCUCCACCUGCACCUCCCACCUGACCGCUGUCAGCAUCUUCUACGUGACUGGCCUAUUUAUCAAUUUACAGCCCCGUUCCAACUUCACACCCACUCAGAGCCAAGUGAUUUCUGUGUUUUACACUCUCGUCAUCCCCAUGCUGAAUCCUUUGAUCUAUAGCUUGAGGAACAAGGAAGUGAAAGCUGCUCUCAGACGAGUGAUGAGCAGAAAAACCUUUUCUCCUUUAUUCUGUUAG